Molecule: messenger RNA, 845 nt
Organism: Sphaeroforma arctica JP610
Lineage: Eukaryota; Ichthyosporea; Ichthyophonida
Exons: 5
Coding region: 34-705 (223 amino acids)
Biological process (GO): glutathione catabolic process
Cellular component (GO): cytoplasm
Molecular function (GO): glutathione specific gamma-glutamylcyclotransferase activity; gamma-glutamylcyclotransferase activity
Source: RefSeq, a predicted model, not a curated record
CAAAACUCUACAACUACAUACGUGCAUGAUACAAUGGUAAACAAUACAAUGGAGCCAAUUGUGGACAACCGGAGGUCCAAUGGUCUGAUUGUAUGGGAACAGUAUGCCGCUAAGAAGCAGCCGCUAGAUGAUGGGGAUAUAUUCAUAUUUGGGUACGGUUCUCUAAUAUGGAAAGUCGCCUUUCCGCGCGCACCUGUUGAGCGUGUGGUAGGUAAGAUUUCUGGCUGGAAGCGAAGGUUCUGGCAGGGGAGUACGGACCAUCGUGGUGUACCUGGAAUGCCUGGGCGUGUAUGCACACUGAUAGAGGAUGCAGAGAGUGAGACGUGGGGUGUAGCCUACAGGGUUUCUGCGGCGCACGUACGUGAGGUGUUAGAAUAUCUAGACGAGAGAGAGAAAGGCGGCUAUACGUGUCACGAAGUAGAAUUCCAUCCCAGAGCCCACUACAACCGGUCGUCGCACACGACAUUUGUAUACUGUGGAACGCCUGACAACGAGGAUUACAUCGGACCGCAACCCAAAGAGGAAUUGGCCGACAUUAUAGCAUCUUCAAUCGGACCGAGUGGCCCAAACAAGGACUAUCUGCUGCAUCUUGCGAGUGCCAUACGGGAAAUCGCCCCCGAGAGUGUCGAGGAAGACGGGCAUUUAUUUGGUCUCGAAAGGUUGGUUUUGGAACGACUACAACAUACGGGGACUGUCAAUCACUAGCGCGCACAGCGCGAUAGGCAAUAAAGCUAAGCAAUUUAGUUUAUCAAAUCCUACUGCGCUGGUGUGUCUCAUUUAAAAGUGAUAUGAUUAGCAUUAGCUACGCAGCGGAGAGGGCUUGUAACAGAUAGUAACAGAUUGAG